Molecule: messenger RNA, 2138 nt
Organism: Betta splendens (Siamese fighting fish)
Lineage: Eukaryota; Metazoa; Chordata; Actinopteri; Anabantiformes; Osphronemidae
Gene: elf3
Product: E74-like factor 3 (ets domain transcription factor, epithelial-specific)
Exons: 9
Coding region: 167-1288 (373 amino acids)
Biological process (GO): cell differentiation; regulation of transcription by RNA polymerase II
Cellular component (GO): nucleus
Molecular function (GO): DNA-binding transcription factor activity, RNA polymerase II-specific; sequence-specific DNA binding
Source: RefSeq, a predicted model, not a curated record
CUUUCUAGCAGUAUAAAGCCUGACAUGUAGUCAAAUUUAGAUUCAUUUGCCUGAGAGACAAGGAUUGCACAGAGAACAGGUAGAGGAGAGCAUCAAAACUUGGAGUGUGGAAAUCACAUAAACUUGAUUUUUUUGGAUUUCCUUGUGUCUUGUUCUCAGUGUCUUCAUGUCAUCUCAGUGCCUCAGCAGUGUACUGACAAAUGCCAAUUUCACCAUGUAUCAGACUGGUGUUACUGAUGUCUUGCCACAGCAACCUUAUACAAUUGCCAGGAGCAACACACUGCCAAUCAGUAAUCUAGGGUAUACUUCCAACAUGAGCUCAGGCCAGUGGUACAGGCAGAUCAGCCCCCACUGCUGGACAGAGGACAAUGUUUUGGAGUGGAUCAGUGACCAUGUUGAGAGUACCAAAUUUGAUGCAAAGACUUUAAGUCUUGCCUACUGCACCAUGGAUGGUCCCACUCUCUGCCAGAUGAAUCACGACCAGAUUGUUGAGGUCUUUGGCCAGCAGCUUGGCCAACACCUAUACCAUAGUCUACAGGAUUUCAAAACUAAAUCAGAGUUACAUAGCCUAUCAGGGCCAGAACUGAACGAGACCUGCCAGUUACUGGACAACUUUUUGGAUAACCUAAAAUUUCCACUGCUCAGCACCAUCAGAAUUGGUCAAGCUGAAGACUCUGCAACCAGUGACUAUGAAAUAAACAGUGUUUCUAUGGAGGCCAUGACACCCCUAAGAGACAAUGAAUAUCUGUCAGACAGUGAAUACAGCUCUUCCUCAAACAGUGGCAUGUUUGGCUUGCCAAGCAUUGGGUCACCAGAAUCUGGCAGUGGUGAAUCAGAUCCAGAGUUCUCAAUUGCUCUGAUUUCAAAGGCACAUGUCAAAUCUGACAAAGAAGAAUCUAGACUGAAACGACCACGAGGGAGACCUCCAAAGCUCAGCAGAGAACACAACACCAGCAUUUAUGUUCAUUCAAAAAAAAACAAACACGCACCUCGUGGCACUCACCUAUGGGAGUUUAUCAGGGACAUUCUGAUUCACCCAGAAAUGAACCAGGGCUUGAUGAAGUGGGAAGACCGACGUGAGGGUGUCUUUAAGUUCCUCAAAUCUGAAGCGGUGGCACAGAUGUGGGGUCAAAAAAAGAAAAACACCAGCAUGACAUAUGAGAAACUUAGCCGAGCAAUGAGGUAUUACUAUAAAAGGGAGAUCCUGGAACGAGUUGAUGGCCGGAGGCUUGUAUACAAAUUUGGGAAAAACUCUAGUGGCUGGAAAAUGGAAGAGAUGGCCAUAUGAAGCACCAGUCCCAUCAGUGGGUAGAAAACUAAACACCAUUUAGUAGUACUGCUGUAGUUUACGAAUUUGUUAUACCCAUGUGGCCUGUCUGAAAAAAUUACGCUGCCUUAGAUGUUCGAGACACAAACUUCCUUUUCUUAAAAGGAAGGUGACGCAUAAAACGUAAGCCAGCAUUUUUGGCUCAAGUAGGUUUUAUGAACCAAUAUUAUGUUAUUCCUGUUAAUUGUAUCUCAAUUGUCAAGCUAGAUCUACAGUGAUUAAGAUAUAUAUGAAUGCAUGUUCGUUUCUAUAAACAUUUAGAGAGUAAAAAAAAAAAACUUUUGUUUAUAUUUUAGCAAAACAUUGAUAUCAUCUAUACUGAAUCAAAUAUACCUAUUUAGUUUUUUGGUAUAUGGGCAUUAAUAAUGAUUCUAUGGUGGCUUACAGUAUGUUUUUCUACUUUCAUACAGUUAGUCCAAAAGGGUUUACGUAGUGAUGUAUAUUUGUUGUAGAUCUUUUCCUGAUUUAUUCAAUUUACUGUAAAGGACAAUGGAAACAGAAAAAAAGUAUUGUUGCUUCACAUUAACACCGUAAAGAUGUGCACUGCGUGUCUGUUAGUAUCACUUAUUAUAAAGUGUGUUUAUACAAUAUUUGACAAAAAGUGUUGUCAAUGAGUAAUUGAAUUAUAUCAUAUCAAUUUCGUCACCAACUUUAAACUGCACAUAUUUUUGUGUAAUUGUUUUAAAGUGACUAAACCAGUAAGCUGUCAUCCACUUUGGAUGUAUAGAUGUAUGUGUAUGAGUAAAUCAUGUAUAUUUUUAAAUAAAUAAGUAAUUGUUUUUAUUAAAAUAAAUUUCUUAGCAGAAAAUUA